AUGCCAACAAUCUUCAAGCUGAACACUGGCGCUGAGAUUCCAGCAAUUGGCUUCGGAACUUGGCAGGAUGCAGGCGAGCAGGAAGACGCCGUGGCAGAGGCAAUCAAGGCGGGAUAUCGCCAUAUCGAUACUGCGCGCGUGUACGGUACCGAGAAAGCCGUGGGAAAAGGAGUAAGAAAGAGCGGUGUCCCACGAGAGGCUCUCUUCAUCACGACCAAGCUUUGGAGCAACAAGCAUCAUCCGGAUGACGUGGAACUGGCAAUCCAACAGUCACUUGAUGAUCUGGGGAUGAAAUAUGUUGAUUUGUACCUCAUGCACUGGCCCGUAGCUUGGAAACGAGGCGAGGAGCUCUUCCCGAAACAAGAUGGCAAGCCCGUGAUGGAGGAUGUCGACAUCAUAGAUACAUGGAAAGCCAUGGAGCAAUUACUCAAGAACGGCAAGGCCAGAGCGAUCGGCGUCUCGAACUUUGACAAGGUUGAGAUGGAGCGUUUGAUCAAGAAUAGCUCUAUCGUUCCCGCGGUGCACCAAAUGGAAUGCCAUCCAUGGCUUCAGCAACUUGAAUUCACGAAGUGGCAUCGAGACAAUGGCAUUCACAUCACGCAUUACUCACCCUUUGGAAAUCAGAACACGUUCUAUGGUGAGAAAGGAGGGGCUGCAAAGUUGAUCGACGAGCCUGUCUUGGCCGAGAUUGGGGAUCCGUAUAACAAAACAGCUGCCCAGGUUGCUCUAGCCUGGGGAGUCACGCAGGGUCAUUCUGUAUUGCCCAAGUCGAAGACGCCGUCAAGGAUCAGGAGCAAUCUGCAAGGAGACUUCAAAUUGAGCCCCGAGGACAUGAAGAAUAUUCAGAAGAUCAAUAAGAAGCUUCGAUUCAAUGAUAGUAGCGGAGAUUUUGGGAGGGUGUUCUUCACAGGUUUGGAGGGAAAGAUUGGUUGA
Messenger RNA from Penicillium olsonii, 933 nucleotides. The record is from the annotation of a GenBank genome assembly. Lineage: Eukaryota; Fungi; Ascomycota; Eurotiomycetes; Eurotiales; Aspergillaceae.